GGAAGAUAACUCGCGUUUUGCUGUUGUCUCCUGCACUUUACGUUUAUGUAGGCCUGCUGUUUAGAUGUACGUAUAAUAGGAGAGUGCAUUAGGAGAUAUAUAUUACACACAAGAUUGAACAGACUGAGUUAAUGAGAUGGAGGACGACAACAAAGCAGAUAUAGGAAAAGAUCUGAGGUGGAUCUAGUGAAGAGGACAUAGGAAAAGAUCUGAGGUGUAUCUAGUGAAGAGGAUAUAGGAAAAGAUCUGAGGAGUAACGAGUGAAGAGGACAUAGGAAAAGAUCUGAGGUGUAUCUAGUGAAGAGGACAUAGGAAAAGAUCUGAGGUGUAUCUAGUGAAGAGGAUAUAGGAAAAGAUCUGAGGUGUAUCUAGUGAAGAGGAUAUAGGAAAAGAUCUGAGGAGUAACGAGUGAAGAGGACAGGAAAAGAUAGUAAAGAGAAUGUAUAAGAAAAGAUUUCAGGAGUACUUUAGGUAGUGAACAGGCCAUUUUUCCAAACAAUAGAAAUAUAUGCUGCUAAUGUGAUCAUGAGAACAAGAAAAUCAUCAGUCAUUUCUGGUACUACUAGACCAAUACAAAGACAGCAAUGGAAUUCUUACGAGAUCACACAUUUGCGUCGAGCUGUUACCUUCAUACCCGAGGGCAACCCAGAAUUCUGGGAGUUGGUACAGCAGAUGGUAGGAACCAAAACCAAGGAGGAAUGUUGGAAGCAGCACCAGAUAGACCUGGUAUCAGGGGAAAGCACUUAUCCAAUGGAGACAAGCAUAGGAGUAACUGACCUCAGGGAGACGAGCAUAGAAGUUAAUGAACCAAUGGAAGCAAACAUAGAAGAAAUUACUGACCCAAGGGAGGCAGGCAUAGGAGAAUUUACUGACCCAAGGGAGAUACAAAUAGAGGUUACUGACCCAAGGGAAGGAAGCAUAGGAGAAUUUACUGACCAAAAGGAGAUAAACAUAGAAGUUACUGACCAAAGAGAGACAAGCAUAGGAGAAGUUACUGACCCAAGGGAGGCAAACAUAGAAGUUACUGACCCAAGGGAGGCAAACAUAGGAGAAGCUACUGGCCCAAGGGAGACACGUAUAGACGUUACUGACCCAAGGGAGACAAGCAUAGGAGAAGUUACUGACCCAAUUGAAACAAGUAUAGAAGUUACUGACCCAAGGGAGACAAGCAUAGGAGAAGUUACUGACCCAAGAGAGAUAAACAUAGACAUUACUGACCCAGGGGAGGCAAGUAUAGGAGAAGCUACUGAUACAACAGAGUCAAACAAAGGAGAAUUCUUUGAAAAUCAAGAUGCCUCACAUUUGGCUACACUGGAUACCAGAUUUAAAUCAUCUGCCAAAAUAUCAUACGAGCAAUUAGAAGAAAAGAGUAUCUUUGAGGACAAAACAUCAAAAUGUGAUGUUGGCGAAAAAGAAAGGUACAAUGCAGAAGAGCAGAAACGUAGUAGCCGCAAUAAAAGAGAUGGAGAAAAUUAUUACCAGUGUGAUGUUUGUGGUAACGGUUUCAACAUUAAGUCAUUGUUCUUGAGGCAUUACCUGCUGCAUAAAAAGGCAAAGUUAUAUAAUUGUGAUGAGUGUGGAAAAGGUUUCACUUCCAGGUCUUGGUUGCACCGCCAUGUCCGAAUGCAUAAAGAGAAAAGUAAGGGAUGCAAGUCGAAGGAUGUUACAAAGAAACCCCCUUGUGUUUAUACAGAAGCAAAACCAUACAAAUGUGAUAUAUGUGGUAAAGGGUUCUGUGACAAGUCUUCUGUGAGGAGACACCUUUGUGACCAUAAAGAAGAGAGACUGUACAAAUGUGAUGUUUGUGGUAAGGAGUUCAAAGGCCAGUAUGAUUUGAAGACACACCUUCGUAUUCAUACAGGAGAAACACCGUACAAAUGUGAUGUUUGUGGUAAGGGGUUCAGUGACAAGUCUUCUGUGAGAAGACACCUUCCUGUCCAUACAGGAGAAAACCCGUACAAAUGUGAUGUUUGUAAUAAAGAGUUCAGUAGGGUGUCUCAUAUGAGGAGACACAUUCGUGUCCAUACAGGAGAAAAACCGUACAAAUGUGAUGUUUGUGGUAAAGGGUUCUGUGAAGUGUCAUCUUUGAAGAGACACAUUCUUGACCAUAAAGAUGAGAGACUGUACAAAUGUGAUGUUUGUGGUAAGGGGUUCAACGGCCAGUAUGGUUUGAAGAUACACGUUCGUAUUCAUACAGGAGAAAGACUAUACAAAUGUGACAUUUGUGGUAAGAGGUUCAGUGACAAGUCUAAUAUGAGAAGACACAUUCCUGUCCAUACAGGAGAAAAAUCGUACAAAUGUGAUGUUUGUGGUAAGGGGUUCAGUAGGAUGUCUCAUAUGAGGAGACACAUUCGUGUCCAUACAGAAGAAAAACCGUACAAAUGUGAUGUUUGUAGUAAAGGGUUCAGUAACAUGUUUAAUGUGAGGAGACACCUUCGUGUCCAUACAGGAGAAAAACCGUAUAAAUGUGAUGUUUGUAAUAAAGAGUUCAAUAGGGAGUCUCAUCUGAGGAGACACGUUCGUGUCCAUACAGGAGAAAAACCGUAUAAAUGUGAUGUUUGUAAUAAAGAGUUCAGUAGGGUGUCUCAUCUGAGGAGACACGUUCGUGUCCAUACAGCGGAAAAACCAUACAAAUGUGACAUUUGUGGUAAGAGGUUCAGUGAUAAGUCUUCAGUAAAGAGACACCUUUCUGUUCAUACAGGAGAAAAACCGAACAAAUGUGAUGUUUGUCAUAAAGGUUUCAGUAGGGUGUCUCAUCUGAGGAGACACGUUCGUGUCCAUACAGAAGAAAAACCGUAAAAAUGUGAUGUUUAUGGUAAGGGGUUCAUUGAGAAGUCUCAAGCAAAGAGACACCUUCGUGUCCAUACAGGAGAAAACAUUACAAAUGUGAUGUUUGUGGUAAGAGGUUCAGUAACAUGUCUCAUUUGAGGAGACACCUUCGUGUCCAUACAGGAGAAAACCCGUACAAACGUAAUAUUUCUGAUAAAAGGUUCAGUGACAAGUCUUAAUGUGAGGAGACUGCACCUUCGUCUUCAUACAGAUGAAAAAAAUGUGAUGUUUGUUAUUAGUGGCUCAGUGCGAAGAGACAUAGAAGAGAAAAUCCUUACACAUGUAAUUAUUGUGAUAAGGUGUUCAGUAAGUAGUCUAAUUUAAAUUAAGGCACACUUUCGUGUGAAGGCAAACAUUCAUCCACAACACUAACCUAAAUGUCAUCCCCAUUAUAGUGUUCUACAAUACAUGAUUGGCUCGCUACCCUAGAUGUCAUCCCCUUUACGGAGAAAAAAUUACAGUACCUACAACAUGUCAGGAAAGCGGGGAGUAUUAAUUCCAUUAAUUUGCUUGUUUUUAUUCUUAUGUUAAUAAAAUGUCAUAAGGACAUCAUUAAUUGUAAUUGCUGGUUUCAAUGUCAUUAUUUGUUUAUUGGGCAUUACAGCAUCUAGCUGAUUUUUAACACAAUGAAAAAAAUAAUGGCCAGUAAUAAUUUGGCCUGAUCACUUCUAUGGUUAUUAUUUUAUCUGUUUGAAUAGAGAUUACACAAUGAAAGAUCGUUGUAUGGGUAUUUUUUGUUUCACUCGAGUUAGUAAUUUUCUAAAAGAUACAAAAAGCACGAGCUUCAGCUUGUGUGUUUUGUAAGUGUGUAAACGUGUCGACGUGUUUUCUUUUUACAAUAUCAUUUGGGUUUAAUGAUAUGACCUAAAGUGAACUACCACUGAUUGAUAUGAAAAACUGACAAUUUCGUAAUUUCCUUGACAUUGUGAAGCGGCCUGCAAGCGUUAGCCAAUCAAAACCAUUAGUCUACGUGAUUUAAAGGAAAUAGUCCCGGUCAAAGGUCACCGUGUCAACCAAUGAAAUGCAUUUAAAGAUUGUUCCUCGUUUGGUAUUAACUGAAUGUUAUUUAACAGUUGUAUUAUUUCUUGUCUUUGGAGUUGAAUAACACCCACGUCCUGUGUUCGAAUGAGAAUUAUAGCAUGAGUGUUUGUGCGUACAUGUAAUAGAAUCAACGCCGAAAUGUACAGGGGGAAAAGGCGUAUCCUAUACAAAUGCCGUAUGUCUUUGCUGUAGUUAGUGAUACUUCGGGUCGAAUUAAAAAAUUUCGAAGAAUUUUUGUCUCUCUUGAGAGUAAAGCUGUUAUAUUAAUGUAAAGAUUAUAACUUUUUCUACUUAGGAAAAAUACACAUUUAACAUGAAUUUCAAUGUUGACGACCCAAACUUUAUUCAAACGAAGGAAUGCCCCUUUAAUGACCAGUACUGUUUGGACCUAAUCACAUCCAUUGUCAUUAUGUUUUGUCUGUUUAAUUGGAGUUACAGUAUCAGGUUGAUAUUUUAUGAAAUGGAAAUAGAAAUUGCCAUUAAUUAUUGGGCCAAAUUAUUGCCAUAUUCAUCAUAAGUUUAGUUUAAUAAUAAUACAAUAUGUGACUUCAAAGCAAUUGUAACAAACUGAAAUAUGUAGUUCCCCUUCGAAAAAUUGUCAUGCCCAUUAAUAUCAAAUCUAUUGUUCAUAAAAGUAAGGCUUUUUUUUGCUAAAAUUGUAUUGCAAUAUAUUGCGAUAUUUUACAAAAUAUACAUAAUGAAAUUUAUUUUAGGAACUAUAAGCGUAAGAACAAUGAUAUCUGACUGUUUGAUAGUUGAUUUGUUUACAAUUUUAAUUGUUCUUCUGAAUAAAGUUGACAUGAA
Molecule: messenger RNA, 4674 nt
Organism: Pecten maximus
Lineage: Eukaryota; Metazoa; Mollusca; Bivalvia; Pectinida; Pectinidae
Product: zinc finger protein 2 homolog
Exons: 4
Coding region: 526-2799 (757 amino acids)
Source: RefSeq, a predicted model, not a curated record